ACCAGACACACACACUACAGAACAUUAGUCUGUUUUAGGGCAGCCCCUUUAGCAGAUGCUGGCUUCUUUGCCACUAAAACUCUUGCGCUCAGUCAGCUGCAGCGAACACUCCUCAUUAUCUUUACACUGCACACCACUGCACUGGACAAACCCCAGCCAUGAGCGAUGAAGAAGACCAAUAUCGGAACUUCCUGGAGCUCUUCAAUACAACCUAUGACACGACUGACAUGAGCUACGUGGUCAGUAAUCGUGUCCAUUUCUGUGCGCAGACCACUGUCAACCAGUUCGGCGCGAGAUUCAUCCCAGUUUUCUACUAUGUCAACUUCCUCCUGAGUUUCCUUGGCAACGGGCUCGUCCUCUUUAUCAUCUACAAGUAUGAGAAGCUCAACACAGUGACAAACAUCUUCCUCCUGAAUUUGGUCCUCUCCAACAUUCUCUUUGCCUCCAGUCUCCCCUUCUGGGCGACAUACCAUCUGUCUGAGUGGAUCUUUGGCAUGGCUCUCUGCAAGAUCGUCAGCAGCGCCUACUUCAUCGGCUUCUACAGCUCCAUCCUCUUCCUCACACUCAUGACAUUUGACCGAUACCUUGCAGUGGUGCAUGCAGUGGCAGCUGCUAAGAGCAGGAAAAAGGCAUAUGCCAUCAUUGCAUCAGUGAUAGUUUGGUUCAUCAGCAUUCUAGCGAGUGUGAAAGAGCUCGUUCUCCAAAAUGUGUGGAAGAGUCCGUUCAAUGGACUGAUGUGUGACGAGUCAGGAUUCCCUGAGAGCACCAUGGAGCGCUGGCGUCUGGUCAGUUAUUACCAACAAUUCCUGCUCUUUUUCCUCCUCCCUCUGUUCAUGGUGAUGUACUGCUACAUCAGCAUCACCGUCCGCAUCCUGUCCACCCGCAUGAAGGAGAAGUGCCGUGCCAUCAAGCUCAUAUUCGUCAUUAUCUUCACCUUCUUCGUCUGCUGGACGCCAUACAAUAUCGUCAUCCUCCUUCGAGCUAUUCAGAUCUCCAGCACCAGUGAGGACAGUGACUCGUGUUCUGCCACCGAGAGCUUGGACUAUGCACUGUAUGUGACCAGGAACAUAGCCUAUUUGUAUUGUUGCAUUAGUCCUGUGUUUUACACAUUUGUGGGAAAAAAGUUCCAGAGCCACUUCAGACGGCUGAUGGCAAAGAAGAUCCCCUGUCUGAAGAGACACAUUAGCCUCAGCAGCCAGAGCACCAGAACCACAUCACAGAGGACACCACACUCUGCUUACGAGUACUAGACAGACACACACACACACCAGACACACACACACACACACACACACCAGACAAACACACACACACACACACACACACACACACACACACCAGACAAACACACACACACACACAUACACCAGACAAACAUAUACGUUAUACGAUAUAUUUCUUUAGAAACAGCUCACCAAUAAAAUGUUUCAUUUUUUAAAAAGGGUUAAAAGUGCCCAGCCUGAACAAACAUUUUAGCAAGCAUUAUGUAAAUAGCUGCCCCCUAGCAGGUCGUGUCCAGGUACUUUGAAUGUCCCGUGAGAGCUGAGGCAGACCUCCAGCCCUCCUUGAGGAACUUUAAGUAGUCCAUGUUUCUAUGUGCGGCUUAAUGAUUUUUGCAUCAGCUUCUGCUCCUGAUUGGUCCUUAUCCAAUUUUGUUGAUUCAAUGUUGGAUGCAAAAUGUUUGUUUGUAGAAAUGUGAUGCAUUUGACACAUCUCAUCCAAGUGCUUUCAAUGAACUGUGCUUAACCUUCCAAUAAAAAGGCCAGUCAAACUCUU
Siniperca chuatsi (mandarin fish) is the source of this 1776-nucleotide messenger RNA. It is a transcript of the gene ccr12a, whose product is annotated as chemokine (C-C motif) receptor 12a. NCBI's taxonomy places the organism in Eukaryota, Metazoa, Chordata, Actinopteri, Centrarchiformes, Sinipercidae. The transcript has 2 exons. The coding region runs from base 159 to 1250 and encodes 363 amino acids. The record is from RefSeq and is a predicted model, not a curated record. Gene Ontology annotation, molecular function: chemokine receptor activity. Gene Ontology annotation, cellular component: membrane. Gene Ontology annotation, biological process: G protein-coupled receptor signaling pathway; immune response; chemotaxis.